GUUGCAUAAAAACUGCCCUGGAGUUGGAUGUCAUUCGGUAUGCGGUUAAGGCCAGUUCUGCCGCCCAUCGUCACCUCAUGCGCAAUGUGAAACCGGGCAUGUACCAGUUUCAGGCUGAGAGUCUCUUUCUCAACUACUGCUACUUCCAUGUACUGGAGUUCGCAACUAUUAUUGACUAUUUGGAGGGUUUGGCAGAUUUGGAUAAUUCAGUUGACCGAAUUGUGAACAAUUAUUGGCCUCGGUGGGAUUCCAACCCACACAGCAGGGAAGGCUCUGCCAACGCUCUGCCAUUGAGCUACGAAGUUCCCAUCGAGGUCACAAAUUUGUUGCAAUUGGAUCAGAAAUGUAAGCUACCGUCUCUGAUGAUGAAUCCGCGACGGAUGUGGAAACGUUAG
Dibothriocephalus latus is the source of this 395-nucleotide messenger RNA. Lineage: Eukaryota; Metazoa; Platyhelminthes; Cestoda; Diphyllobothriidea; Diphyllobothriidae. The record is from the annotation of a GenBank genome assembly.